CUUCUCUCUUUACCCAAACGUGAGGCUCCGCCUCAACCACCGUCGUAACCAUCUCUCAGGCGGCGUUCUCUCAACUCUCUAUUAUCUGUACAGAUAUGAUAUCAGCUUAGAUUAUACUUUUCUGGGUUUUGGGUUUAAUCUGUUCAUAGUAUUUCUUUUCUUUGCUCUGUUUUUUUAAAAUCAUAAUAUAAUGGGUUCUACAAAGAAAGAUGUGGAUCGGAUCAAAGGUCCGUGGAGUCCAGAAGAAGAUGAGGCUUUGCAACGGCUGGUUCAAACUUACGGACCUAGAAACUGGUCUUUGAUAAGCAAAUCAAUCCCGGGUCGAUCUGGUAAGUCGUGUAGGCUUCGAUGGUGCAACCAACUUUCUCCGGAGGUUCAACACCGUCCUUUCACUCCCGAAGAAGAUGAGAUGAUUAUGCAAGCCCAUGCCCGAUUCGGCAACAAAUGGGCUACCAUCGCCAGACUACUCAAUGGCCGUACCGACAACGCUAUUAAGAAUCACUGGAACUCAACGCUAAAGAGAAAAUGCUCAUCCAUGGCUGAUGAUUUAAACGAUGAUUCCCCACAGCCGCUUAAAAGAUCGGCCAGUCUGGGAAAUGGUAAUAACACAUCGGGCCUUUACUUGAAUCCCGGUAGUCCUUCUGGAUCCGACUUGAGUGACUCGAGUUUACCCGUUCCCACACCGAUUUUCGCCUCGAUAUCAAGGGCCGGUUCUUUAGUUCAGUCUAGUCAGCAUGUGGAAACGGCCUCGUCGACAACGGAUCCACCGACCUUACUCAGCCUCUCGCUUCCGGGUUCCGAAAACAAGGACGGAGGGCCCUUGUCCCCACCUGGAUUCAACCCGGUUUCAAGCCCGACCCAGGUUGCAGGACCAGCUGUGAAAAAUGGCGAGAUGAAUGGGAUGGAGAAACAGUUUCUUAGCGCUGAUCUCUUGGCGGUGAUGCAGGAGAUGAUAAGAAAAGAAGUGAGAAGCUAUAUGGCUGUGAUUGGAAAAAACGAGCUUUGUUUGCAAACCGAGGCUAUUAGAAAUGCUGUUGUUAAGCGUAUUGGAAUUAGCAAAAUCGAGUAGGCAACAUGAAUCAGGCUUAAGAGGACCAAAAAGAAAGUUGCUUCGUUUUUUUUCCUUGGGUUUUUUCUUGUAAAUUUGGUGUCAGUUAUUAUGGUUAUAGAAAUAAUAAUUUUGGUAGUGUACAGAGGGGAAAACAAUGGGACAGCCAUAUUAGAGGUUUCAGUUGGGUGA
This is a messenger RNA of Hibiscus syriacus, 1240 nucleotides long. Its product is annotated as transcription factor MYB44-like. Gene Ontology annotation, biological process: regulation of DNA-templated transcription. Gene Ontology annotation, cellular component: nucleus. Lineage: Eukaryota; Viridiplantae; Streptophyta; Magnoliopsida; Malvales; Malvaceae. Gene Ontology annotation, molecular function: RNA polymerase II cis-regulatory region sequence-specific DNA binding; DNA-binding transcription factor activity, RNA polymerase II-specific. The record is from RefSeq and is a predicted model, not a curated record. The coding region runs from base 191 to 1069 and encodes 292 amino acids. The transcript has a single exon.